Messenger RNA from Paramisgurnus dabryanus, 2243 nucleotides. It is a transcript of the gene xrra1, whose product is annotated as X-ray radiation resistance associated 1. Gene Ontology annotation, molecular function: protein binding. The record is from RefSeq and is a predicted model, not a curated record. Gene Ontology annotation, cellular component: nucleus. Lineage: Eukaryota; Metazoa; Chordata; Actinopteri; Cypriniformes; Cobitidae.
CAUUCCUGGAAAAACAAGUAAACAGUGUUUUAUGACACGCUGUCAUGCAGUAACCUUUGAGCUUGUAACAUGACCCUUGUGUUUUACACGAAAAGAGGAGCAUGCUCACUAAAGGUUAUGCAAAAGAAAUGCGUUUGAUAAUCAAUUGAAGUAAUCCACUUAUAGACUUCCGAUUUCAAAUCUAAAGGAUAAAUAUUGUUAGUGGCACCUGGAGGAACAUUUACAUUGAUUUAUCUCGCUUGGGUGAUGCAGAAGAAAGCCUACUGAGAUUCAAGUAAACUGCUUGCUAAAAGAAAUGACAGGAUUGGGGAUUUACAAACUGGACAAUGGAGAAAGUUACCCUUCACAAUGUUUCCCAAUAAGAUCAUUUUUUUAUCCAAGUAAUAAAGGUGCCGGACACUGGCUUGUUGCACAUAGAAAUACACUGGAAGCGAGGAUUUCCAAAAAGACCAAAGUUUUACAUGUUGAACUUCACUCGGGGAAAAGAACUAAAACUGCUGGAAACAUUUUAGAUGCAGAGCUUCUGGUCACAUUGCAUUGUGUGGAUAAGCCCUCUGACCUCUGUUCUGUCAACAUCAGUGAUCAGGGUUUGCAAAAAGUCAGACUUGAGGGUUUGGAGGAAUUCGAUAAUAUUGCUUACAUAAAUGCCUCUGAUAACCAUUUAACUUUAGAACCUUUCAGCAAGUUUCCGGCAUUAAGGGAGUUAGAGCUUUCACUAAACAGUCUUCAUACUGUAGAGAUUCAUGCUGAAGAUUUUCAGAAAUUGGAGGUGUUGGAUUUAUCCUUCAAUAGCAUAACAGGUGAAAGUAUGUUAAAUCUAGGCCUAUUGCCCCAUCUAAAAGUGCUUCAUCUAACUGGAAACCAUUUGCAGAUGCUUCCACUUGAUAUGGCCGGCCCAUGUACCUGUCCUGAAGAACACAGCACACACCAAUGUGUCUUGCUUUUUCAAACUCUGGAGGUGUUAAUGCUUGAGGACAACAGGUUAACUUCUCCUGGUGUCUUCAUGAGCCUUGCUAACUUAAAAAGGCUUCAACAUCUAAACUUACAGGGAAAUUUCAUCUCAGGAGUCCCAUUCUUGAAACAAAUGGCACCCUUACAAGAUGCUCAGAAAACCUUAAAAACCCAUAGCACGAUGCAGAGAACUGGAAACCCUCUCUUAUUUCAGGAUGUCACAAUAAAUGAUGCCUCUGAAACUCUAAGCCAGCAAAAAUCAACCACAGGAACAUCCAAAAGAAAGGAUCAUGAAUGCCCUGAAGAUUUUGGCCAACAUUUCCCAGAACUUCGACAUCUGAAUUUGGCCAAAAAUCAGAUAGCAGAGGAAGAGGCAUUGUUGCCUGUGGCAUUGUUUCCCAAACUCAAUGAACUUGUUAUUCACUCAAACCCCUUGACAACACAGAGAUGUGGUGACCCACCGAUGUUAACCAGUUUUCUGCAGGAACAGCUGGGUAUUAAGAUAAGACGCAAAAAGUCAUCUGAUCUUAAACAACGCAUUAGUCCCACCGUCAGUCCUAAACGCAAGGUAAAAACUCGAAUUCCAAGAGUGCCAGAUAAUGUAAAAGAUAGAACUCUACCAAUAGAGUAUAGAUUAAAAUCUGGUUUCAGUUCCUCAUCUAAAAGAAGCAUUGAAGAGGAAGAUGACAUUGCCAUUGGCCAUGAGCAUUUUGACAAUGCAAGUAUAGCCAGUGAGAGAAAUCGAAAUGAAGAGACGUUCUUUGUGACAGAGAUUGAUGUUCCAUAUGAAUCAGAUCACCAAAAGAUACAAGAAGAUGAGAAGAGAAUGGUUAAAAAACAUAGUAAAGUAUUUCCAGAAAAACUAGCUGGUUAUGAAAUCUUAUUUGACGAAGAAUCAGAGCCGGAAAUGCCUGAGAUUUCUGGAAUUCAACAUGCCGUCAGGACUUUGGAGCACACGCUCAAGAACCUUCUUGUAUAUAGAGAUUCUAAAGCAAAUCUUGAUCGUCCCCAAAAGCCAUAUACUGAAAGAGAGAAAAAGAUUAGAAAUUUGCCACCUCUAGGACCAAAGAAGUCAAAAGGGGAAAAGGUUGAGGAAAUCCUUACUCAAAUGAAGGAGACAAAAACAACAAGCAAAGUUCCCUUAGUUAAUGUUCUCAGUGGAGGGAAAAAUAUUUGUAAGGAAGAUUAUGAGGAAGCAUUGACUUUGCUGAAGGACAUGCAGAGGAGAUACAAAAUGGCCCAUCGGGAAUCAAUGGAACAAGCAGCACAUCUUGAGAUUAAGGAGAUCUGAU